Vespula pensylvanica (western yellowjacket) is the source of this 482-nucleotide messenger RNA. RefSeq names its product histone H2A-like. Gene Ontology annotation, molecular function: DNA binding; protein heterodimerization activity; structural constituent of chromatin. NCBI's taxonomy places the organism in Eukaryota, Metazoa, Arthropoda, Insecta, Hymenoptera, Vespidae. The transcript has a single exon. Bases 67 to 441 code for a protein of 124 amino acids. The record is from RefSeq and is a predicted model, not a curated record. Gene Ontology annotation, cellular component: nucleosome.
UAGAAGCGUCUCUUUUUGUUCCGAUUUUGUAGAUUUAUAUUUUUGUUCUUUUAAAAAGCUUUCGAUAUGUCUGGACGUGGGAAAGGUAGUAAAGUGAAGGGGAAAGCAAAGUCACGAUCAAAUAGAGCUGGAUUACAAUUUCCAGUUGGCCGUAUUCAUCGUCUUUUAAGAAAAGGUAAUUAUGCCGAACGUGUUGGAGCUGGAGCUCCAGUUUAUUUAGCGGCAGUAAUGGAAUAUCUAGCUGCUGAAGUUCUCGAGUUGGCUGGAAAUGCUGCUCGUGAUAACAAAAAGACAAGAAUUAUUCCAAGACAUUUGCAAUUAGCGAUUCGAAAUGACGAAGAAUUGAAUAAACUCUUGUCUGGCGUGACUAUUGCUCAAGGUGGCGUCUUGCCAAACAUACAGGCUGUACUGCUCCCAAAGAAGACAGAAAAAAAGACAUAAUUAAAAAUCUAUAGAGAAAAUUGGUCCUUUUCAGGACCGCC